Messenger RNA from Nicotiana attenuata, 468 nucleotides. RefSeq lists its product as uncharacterized. The transcript has a single exon. Bases 1 to 468 code for a protein of 155 amino acids. NCBI's taxonomy places the organism in Eukaryota, Viridiplantae, Streptophyta, Magnoliopsida, Solanales, Solanaceae. The record is from RefSeq and is a predicted model, not a curated record.
AUGAAUUGCGUAUCACCGGAGUUACUCAGCGGAAUCGUCUAUUCUUCCAAUGCAUGUGAUAUUUGGAAGGAUCUGAAGGAAAGGUUUGACAAAGUUGAUGGUUCUCGCAUUUUCCAGCUGCACAAGGAGAUUGCUAUUGUGAGUCAGGGAACCAGCACUAUUACGACCUACUACUCAAAAAUUCGAUCACUUUGGGCAGAGUUUGACAGCUUAGCUCCAACUCCUGAGUGUGAGUGUGAAAAGUCUAGGGAAUUUGUUGCAUUCAUGAGGCGUCAAAAACAUCUGCAAUUUCUGAUGGGAUUAAAUAAAACAUAUGAACAAGCAAGGGGCCAGAUUUUGAUGAUGGACCCAAUUCCAUCAGUUAACAAGGCCUAUUCUAUGCUGAUUGAGAGGGAAAGUCAGAGGACUAUGUCUAAUGUUUCUGUUGCAACUGAAAACUUGGAAUUCACAGCAUUAAUGACCACAUGA